Molecule: messenger RNA, 798 nt
Organism: Gigantopelta aegis
Lineage: Eukaryota; Metazoa; Mollusca; Gastropoda; Neomphalida; Peltospiridae
Product: ankyrin-3-like
Exons: 9
Coding region: 1-798 (265 amino acids)
Molecular function (GO): protein binding
Source: RefSeq, a predicted model, not a curated record
AUGACGUGUGGCUCAAUAAGAAAAGGUAACGCUGCUACAAGAUCAUUGUUAACGGCUUUACAAACUGAUCAUGUUGGUCAGAAGAGGAUUGCAGAUGAGUAUAAAGAGAAGUUGAUAACUAAGGCAGCAGAGAUAAGGAAAACAGCUACAAGAAAAGUCAGUAAUGAAUCUAUGAUCACCAUGACAACAGAACCAACAACUAGUUUGGAUAACAAAACUCCACUUCAUUAUGCUGCUAAGAGUGGUAAUCAGUCUGUUGUUGAAGUAUUACUGAUAAAGGAGCCAGUGUUGAUUGUGUUGACAAAGAUAAAAACCCCACUUCAUUAUGCUGCUAAGAGUGGUAACAGUUUAAGUGUUAAAAAGAUUCUUGAUGAAGGGGCCAGUGUUGAUUUUGUUGACAAAGAUAGCAAAACUCCACUUCAUUAUGCUGCUGACCAUGUUUAUGGUUAUGGUGUUCAACCAUUACUUGAUAAAGGGGCCAGUGUUGAUUGUGUUGACAAAGAACAAUUACUUCAUUAUGCUGCUGAAGGUGGUCUCAGUGAUCUUUCAAAAAUGAUAAUAGAUGAAGUCCACAUUGAUGUCAAUAGCUUGAAUAAGAGAGGGAGGACUGCUCUUCAUUAUGCUGCUGAGAGAAGACGCAUUGAUGUUGACAUCAUUAGAACACUGUUGGACAAAGGAUGUGAUCCUAACAUUAAAGAUGAGGCAGCAGAGAUGAGGGAGAAAGCUCAACUAGCUACAAGUGAGUCUAGAACUUCAGUAGAACUGAAAAUAAGUGACAUGUUAUUUAUUGUGGCUUGA